Molecule: messenger RNA, 4736 nt
Organism: Apus apus (common swift)
Lineage: Eukaryota; Metazoa; Chordata; Aves; Apodiformes; Apodidae
Gene: TTC39C
Product: tetratricopeptide repeat domain 39C
Exons: 14
Coding region: 49-1779 (576 amino acids)
Biological process (GO): cilium assembly; otolith morphogenesis
Molecular function (GO): protein binding
Source: RefSeq, a predicted model, not a curated record
GAGGGAGGUGGGGGAGAGCCGGCUGGGUCCCGCUGCCUGCUCAUCGCCAUGGCCGGCUCGGAGCAGCCGGCGCCGCGGCGGGAGGACGGGGAAGCGGCGCUGCCCGCAGAGGACGCGGAGCUGGCGCUGGCCGGCAUCAACAUGCUGCUGAACAACGGCUUCCGCGAGUCCGACCAGCUCUUCAAGAAAUACAGAAACCAUAGCCCGUUAAUGAGUUUUGGAGCUAGUUUUGUCAGUUUUUUGAAUGCUAUGAUGACAUUUGAAGAAGAGAAGAUGCAACUGGCAUGUGAUGACUUAAAGGCUACAGAGAAGCUUUGCGAAAGUGAAGAAGCUGGAGUUAUAGAAACAAUCAAGAAUAAAAUUAAGAAGAAUGCUGAUGGACGAAAAUCCACUCUGUCCAUGAUAGAUCGUCUACAAAGACAAAUUAUUGUAGCAGAUUGUCAAGUCUACUUGGCUGUGCUCUCGUUUGUAAAACAAGAGUUAUCAGCAUACAUAAAAGGUGGGUGGAUACUCCGAAAAGCCUGGAAAAUUUACAAUAAGUGCUAUACGGACAUUAAUACACUUCAGGAAAUAUAUCAGAAGAAAACUACUCAGGAAUCCUUGACUUCUGAUACUGCAAAUGAUAAUCAUAUUGCUGCAGAAGGUGUAACGGAGGAUUCGCUAAACAGACUGAAAGGUGCUGUUAGCUUUGGAUAUGGACUUUUUCAUCUUUGCAUAUCCAUGGUGCCCCCAAACCUGCUCAAAAUCAUCAACCUGCUGGGUUUUCCUGGAGACCGCCUACAGGGGCUUUCUUCACUGAUGUAUGCAAGUGAAAGUAAGGACAUGAAGGCCCCUUUAGCUACGUUAGCUCUGUUAUGGUACCACACAGUUGUUCGUCCCUUUUUUGCCCUUGAUGGUAGCGAUAACAAGGCAGGAUUGAAAGAGGCAAAAGAAAUUCUUGAGAAAAAAGAAUCUGCAUAUCCAAAUUCUUCUCUGUUCAUGUUCUUCAAGGGAAGGAUACAGCGAUUAGAGUGUCAAAUCAAUAGUGCCUUGACCUCAUUUCAUACUGCUUUGGAACUUGCAACAGACCAAAGGGAGAUUCAGCAUGUCUGCUUAUAUGAAAUAGGUUGGUGCAGCAUGAUAGAGAUGAAUUUCAAAGAUGCGUUUGAAUCCUUUGAAAGGCUUAAAAAUGAAUCCAGGUGGUCCCAGUGCUACUAUGCUUAUUUGACAGCAGUGUGUCAAGGAGCCACUGGUGAUGUUGGUGGCGCUCAAAAUGUGUUCAAGGAAGUUCAGAAGCUUUUCAAAAGGAAGAACAACCAGAUUGAACAGUUUUCAGUGAAAAAGGCAGAAAGAUUUAGAAAACAAAUGCCGACCAAAGAGCUCUGUGUCCUGGCAUCCAUUGAAGUAUUGUACUUAUGGAAAGCCCUUCCAAACUGUUCCCUCUCAAACUUGCAGCAUAUGAGCCAAGCUUGUCAGGAUGUUGAUGAUUCGUCGGCUGUUGGUCUGAGGAAUUUGCUUCUUGGUGCAAUACACAAAUGCUUAGGAAAUUCGGAGGAUGCUGUUCAGUUCUUUCAACGAGCUGCUAAAGAUGAACUGUGCCGUCAAAACAACUUGUACGUCCAGCCAUAUGCUUGCUAUGAACUUGGCUGUCUUCUGUUGGACAAUCCAGAGACUGUGCCAAGAGGCAAAACCUUACUUCUUCAAGCCAAGGAGGAAUUUUCUGGCUAUGACUUUGAGAACAGAUUGCACGUCCGCAUACACGCAGCCUUAGCCUCUCUAAGGGAAGUAGUUCCACAGUGAUGGGCAGGAAGUCUUGUUAUCCUUUCCCACAGUUUCUGCACUUUAAGAUGAAGCAGAAGAAACAGCUGUUGGGAAGACCAGCUUUUCUUCUGAAAACCACUUGUGCCAGAGACACUUUCCUAAGAAUUGGUCAGAGUUGGUAAUGGCUCAGUAAAACGUUACAAUUUCAACUAAAUCAACAAGGAAGAAGGUUAAGUGACCUUGUGUUUUUAAUUCUUCAGGUUUUAGUUUGCUUAAAUCAAGCCACAGCUACUUGUAACUCUGCAGGCGAGCCCAAAUAAUUGCAUAUUAUUUACUUUAACAAUAUUGGCAGGUGUGAUUUUUACCUUUUAAAACAGAUCUAAACUAUGCCAAGAAGAUCACUUCUGUUUUGAUUAGAAUGAUACAAUAAAAGUAAUUGGUGUAAAUGCUGAAGUUCGUAAUGGGUAGAACACGUGGUUUUUUUCUCCAGGCAUCACCUAAUUCACAGGAGGAGGGAAACUGUUAAUCCACAAAAAGCAGAUUUUACUGAAUUUAAGUAGCUUAUCUCAGUGACUUCAUGAUGACUAAUGUAUGAAUUAUAAACCUCACAUCCCCUUCCAUUCUUUGUUCCUCCCCUCCCAACCCAGCUUAUACUUGUGAUACAUAUUAUGUCAAUAUUUGGGAUCUCUUGCUUCUGGAACAUUCCUGCCAAACAUUUGCUUUGCUUCACAUGCAGUUACAGUGUGGGCAGUUUCUAUUUCUUCUCCUAAUACUAGGAAUAUAAAAUGCAUAGGCCAGAUACAGUAAUUCCCCAUAUUUUUCAUUCAAGCUGCUGAAUCUUUAUAGCAGUAACCCUUAAAAGUAUUAAAAAACCCAGCCAAACAAAACAGAAAACCAAAAAUCUGCUUUGGUAGUUAUACCAAUACUAUGAUAUUCUAAGUCUCUAUAUGGUAUUCCAAACCUGUGGUGUUAAGAUAUUGAAAUACCUCAGAGAGCUUAAAACUUUUAUCCUGACCAUGUAAUUUUUAAUACUUGGCUAUCUGUGUUUAUCUGUAGCUUUUUUAAUUUUUGUCUGUAAUAUGUAGUAUCUCAUCAUGUUUUAUAUUUAGUUAAUAUCAUAUUCUAGGAAGGUAAAUAUUUUUUUAAAUAAACUUAUGAAUGGAAACCUGGCCAGGAAGUUAUGUUAAAAGAAUGAUGUUAAUUUUGUAAAGCUGAGAAAACUGGAUAUACUUGGAAAUAGUUAUCCAAAAGCCUUAUUUUUACUUUGGUCAGGUUGCCUUAAACAGUUCCUGAAAGUUUGGGGUUUUUUUCUUACCCUGUUGUAGACUGUGUUGCCAAAGGUUUAGACCUUGCCCACACCCAACCUUCAUGGAUUUGCUUUUGAGGUUGCAUCUAAAGCAAGACUGAUAUGGAGGAGGAAAGUAAUAUCCUAUUUGGUAGGCCAGAUGAAAUGGUUUAGACACUUAUUUCUCUCUAAGAAUACACACUUCUGCUAUGAAAGGCAUUCCUAGAGCAGUUAAACAUUUCUGUUACAGUUCCUGAAGAAGAGGAGAGACUCUUAACUCUUAAAAAAGCAGUUUUAUUUUUCUAUUAUCUAGGUGUGUUACAGAUAGUACACUUUUUUCUAUUCAAAUUUAACAGUAAUAUUGAGUCACAAAUGAGUGUUCAACGUUAUGUGAUCAAUCCAAAUACAUGUUGACUAGAAAACAAUACAUUCUAUAUGUAGUGACUACUUAGAAUUCCAAUUAUUUUGAAUCCUUCCAAGUUAUUUUUAAAAUGGACUUUAAUGUAUUUGAAAUCUUAUUUUGUUCUAUCCGACUUUUAAUGUUUUGCAAGGAGAGAGGCAGUCCAUUCUGGGUAAAGAGCUAGAAACAGGACAGUUACUGACAAAAUUACUUUGAAAUACACUGCUUAAAUAUGAUGUGAGACUAGGCUGUUCAGGACACACAGCACCUGCAUGCCAUUAGUGUUGGGACAUCUAUGGUCUGCAUAACUUGGAGGUAGCUUAGCAAAUUGUAGUAAAUUGACUAAAAGGCCUCUUGUUCUCAUCAGGCCUGGCGUGGGUAUGGAGAGACACUCUGUGUUCAUGUGACAGUUUAACUCUGUGCAAAUUGCAGCUUUUCUGUGGAUUUAGCAAAUCAUCACUGAAAUAGAGCUGUUUCUGUAUUUUCUUUUUUCCUCCCCUGGUAGGAGAAUUUCUCCUACAUUGUAAAUGUCAAAAUUAUUUUUUAUGUUAGAUUGUGCCUGUGAUGAGAAAAAAUUCAACUGUAUUUUGUGUAAACUGAUAAGUUUUUAUACUUUAGAACUCGGAGGCAUGGUCUAAUAGCAAUAAUGGAAUAUGCAUCUUGCUAGUUAAUAUGUUGAGACUAUCUUUACUGGGUCAGGUAUUUUUGUUGAUGUUGAUGCAGUUUUUAUCUCAAUAUGACUCAUUUCAAAUAACUAGAAUUUUUAGGUGUCACAAAGUGGCAUAUUUAUUGUGAUGUACUGUAAAUGUUGUUAAUUUACAGAACUUGCACUUUUAUAUUUCUGAGUAAAAUUAAAAGAAAUGUGGACAUGAGUUUUGUUCCCUUGCUCCUUGAAUUUGUCUUUUAAUUGGUGGCCUUCUGAACAAGAUGAUACCAAGGAUUGGGAAAAUUUCUGGGAUGUCAAGUGACUCUGUAACAAUGUUUUCUAAUCAGCAAUUACCUCAGCCUUUGUUCUUCCAGUAUAAUUAUAGUCUUCUGGUUUAAAAAGUGAGUUACAUGUGUCAUGUUGAGAUCAAAUGUAGAGUGAAAAAGGCUAAAGAUGCAUUUUUAAGACAUCAAGUUUACUUGUUCUUCAUUAAAGACCAAGAACCACACACAACUGUAUUUGCUGUAUUCCCACACCUUUCAAAAAAAUGUUUCAGAUUUACUCUAAAGAAAGCACUUUAAUUUCUUCUCUCUGACUUUGAAUGCUUGUUUCACAUUCUAGUUAUGUUUUAUUCUGAAAUAAAAUUCCCCAAAUGUUGUAUUGAA